GCACCCAUGGACGGCCCGGCCAUCAUCACCCAGGUGACCAACCCCAAGGAGGACGAGGGCCGGGUGCCCGGCGCGGGCGAGAAAGCUUCGCAGUGCAACGUCAGCCUGAAGAAGCACCGGAGCCGCAGCCUGCUCAGCUCCUUCUUCUGCUGCUUCCGGGACUACAAUGCGGAGGCCCCGCCGGCCAGCGCCCCCAGCGUGCUGCCGCCCCUGGUGGAGGAGAACGGCGGGCUCCAGAAGGGUGACCAGAGGCAGGUCAUUCCCCUUCCAAGUCCACCAGCUAAAUACCUCCUCCCCGAGGUGACGGUGCUCGACUACGGGAAGAAAUGUGUGGUCAUCGAUCUCGAUGAAACCUUGGUGCACAGCUCCUUUAAGCCUAUUAGUAAUGCUGAUUUUAUUGUUCCGGUUGAAAUCGAUGGGACUAUACAUCAGGUGUACGUGCUGAAGCGGCCACACGUGGACGAGUUCCUGCAGAGGAUGGGGCAGCUGUUCGAGUGUGUGCUCUUCACUGCCAGCCUGGCCAAGUAUGCAGACCCCGUGGCUGACCUCCUAGACCGCUGGGGUGUGUUCCGGGCCCGGCUCUUCAGAGAGUCUUGCGUCUUCCACCGUGGCAACUACGUGAAGGACCUGAGUCGCCUUGGGCGGGAGCUGAGCAAGGUGAUCAUCGUGGACAAUUCCCCUGCCUCGUACAUCUUCCACCCUGAGAAUGCAGUGCCCGUGCAGUCCUGGUUCGAUGACAUGACGGACACCGAGCUGCUGGACCUCAUCCCGUUCUUCGAGGGCCUGAGCCGGGAGGACGACGUGUACAGCAUGCUGCACAGACUCUGCAGCAGGUAGCCCCGGCCCCGGGCCCGCCGGCCUCUGCACCCAGGAUGCUCCGCGCUCCAGACCACGGCUCAAAGUGGCCAUGCCUACCUGUCUGGUUUUUUUCUUUUCUUUUUUUUUUUUUUUUUUUAAGAACAGAAACAACUAUUUUAAAAAAAACUCUUUUAACAGAUUUCAUAAAGGAACAUGCAUUUUACUGGAUUUGCUUUUUCUUAAAACAUACCAAAAAGGGAAAAAAAAUGGAAGAAAAAAAAAAGCUUGCUCCCUCUCUCGGACUUCCUUUGAGCUGUUUCCCCUCCAGCCGCCAGCCCAGCCCCGUCCGCCCGGCUCGAAGCAGCCGCCCGACCAGAUCUCUCCUACAGGAUGAAGUGCCUUUUUGAAUGUUAUUUUAAGCUGAGAGUUGAUUUUUCUACACAACGUGUUUCCAGAUAUCUUUUAGUCUUUUAUUGUCUCAGAGACUCUAAGAUGAAAAUGACAAUUUUCUAGAACCUGGUGGAGAGUGUGCAUGUGUGUGAGUGUGUGUGCGUGUGUGUGCGUGUGCGUGUGUGUGCAUGUGUCACGGGCUGGGGCGGGGCAGGCGAGGAAGGGGGGAGUCACAGGAGCCUGCCUCCCCCAGCCGCGACUCUGCCGGGACAGCGUGUGGCAUGCGGCAGGCCGUGGCGCCCGCAGGCAUGCUGUGGCUGCGUCUCGUCCCCGCUCAUGCUGACUCCGUGUGCAAUGUCCCGCGGCUGUGUGGCUCGCACUUCAGGAAACAGGAGACGCUGCCCGCCAUCAUCUGCGACGGUGACACGUGUGCCCGGAGGUCGCGUUUGCCCUUGACAAGCGCCAUCCUGUCACUUCUGCUUCCACACCACUGCCAUAGACCGUCUGUCGUUGUCGUUGGUAGAGCAGUUACAACAAACCCACAAGCCCUGGGAUGGAUUAACAAAAAGAAAAAAACUGUAUUGAUUUUUUAAAUCUUUCCUUUCCAAAAAGCUGGACACACGGAGCUGUCUGGGGACUCUUUGCUGCUACCGCGCUGCCACCAAAUGGAACUGACCAGCGGCUGUCACACUGUUCUUUGCCACUG
Messenger RNA from Lepus europaeus (European hare), 1894 nucleotides. It is a transcript of the gene CTDSPL, whose product is annotated as CTD small phosphatase like. The transcript has 8 exons. Gene Ontology annotation, molecular function: RNA polymerase II CTD heptapeptide repeat phosphatase activity. The record is from RefSeq and is a predicted model, not a curated record. NCBI's taxonomy places the organism in Eukaryota, Metazoa, Chordata, Mammalia, Lagomorpha, Leporidae. The coding region runs from base 7 to 837 and encodes 276 amino acids.